Molecule: messenger RNA, 1374 nt
Organism: Dioscorea cayenensis subsp. rotundata (Guinea yam)
Lineage: Eukaryota; Viridiplantae; Streptophyta; Magnoliopsida; Dioscoreales; Dioscoreaceae
Product: O-acyltransferase WSD1-like
Exons: 3
Coding region: 51-608 (185 amino acids)
Biological process (GO): triglyceride biosynthetic process
Cellular component (GO): plasma membrane
Molecular function (GO): long-chain-alcohol O-fatty-acyltransferase activity; diacylglycerol O-acyltransferase activity
Source: RefSeq, a predicted model, not a curated record
UUCAAGAGUUGAGACUUGAGAGAAGGAAUUAAGAUUAGAAUAUAUAAAAGAUGGCAGAUGAGGAGCCUGUAAGUCCAACAGGGCAAUACAUGAGUAGCUCAGUGCUCAAUGUUGCAUUUCUUGUUGUCUUUGAGACUUUAAUGCCUAUUCAUGAUUCCCAAGCCAUUACAGCUCUUCAAUCCAUCUUCUUACCUAUCAACCCUCGUUUCUCUUCAAUCAUGGUAAGAGAUGAGCAUGGAGUUCAGAAAUGGAGGAAAGUUGAAGUGAAGUUAGAGGAGCAUCUUAAAGUGCCAGUGUUUCCACAAGGUUUGGAACAGUAUGAUGAAUGCUUGCAAGACUACAUGUCAAGCAUAUCAAUGGAACCAUUAACCUUCAGUAAGCCAUUGUGGGACUUAAGUAUCAUAAAAUACCCUACAAGCAGUGCAGCUGGCACUUUUGUUUUUAGGCUUCACCAUGCUUUGGGUGAUGGCUAUUCUCUUAUGGCUGCACUGUUUGCAUGCCUUAAAAGAACUGAUGACCCUUCACUUCCACUCACCUUCCUUCUUCUUCUAAGGAGAAAAGGUUGCCAUCAGGAAGAGGAUGGGGGUGUUUAUUUCAUGAGUUUUUAAGAUUAUCAUGUGCAUGUGUUAACAGUGUCUGGGACUUUGGAUAUAGCUUGAUGAAGAGUACUGUAAUGGAGCUAGGAUAGUGUUUCAGCAAUCAGGUCUGGUUUACCGUAUGUUGAAUCUAGGCCUAUCAACUUAUCUUACGUUGACUUCUCUCUUGAUGAAAUCAAGAAAAUCAAGGGGAAGGUUGAUGCGACAGUAAACGACGUAUUAACUGGUAUAAUUUUCAAUGGCAUUCACUUGUACAUGGAAGAAGUGAGGCCAGACAAGAAUAACACAUCAAAUAUGACUGCCCUUGUGUUGCUUAACACCAGAGUCAUUAGAACCUACAAGAGCAUGGAGGAGAUGAGAAACCUUAAUUCUAAGGCUAAGUGGGGUAACUACUUUGCAUUCGUUCAUGUUCCCAUGCCCAAGUGUGAUAAGAAGGAUGGCAAAAUCAAGCCACUUGAUUUUGUUUUGAAAGCUAAGAAAAUCAUCAAAUCAAAGAGGUCCUCUUUUGGGGUUCAUUUAUCUGGUGCUUUGUUGGAGAUGAUCAGGAAGCUCAAAGGCCCUGAGGUAUGACUUAUAAUAUAGAUAAAAUGCUAAUAAAAUAAAUUAACAAGAGUUGGUUCAAGUGAUAGAGAGUCGGUCGCUAAAACAAAAGUUUGAAUUCUAAUUAUAUAUGUAAAAAAGCCAUCUGUUAGGAAAGUUCUACCGCUUUAUUGGGCCCUCAGUGCUUCAUCCUAGAUUGGUUCAAGUAGAAUUAAGCAUGGCUCUACAAAAUUGAAGA